Carassius auratus (goldfish) is the source of this 1855-nucleotide messenger RNA. RefSeq names its product eukaryotic translation initiation factor 4H-like. Bases 92 to 877 code for a protein of 261 amino acids. Gene Ontology annotation, molecular function: RNA binding. The transcript has 8 exons. Lineage: Eukaryota; Metazoa; Chordata; Actinopteri; Cypriniformes; Cyprinidae. The record is from RefSeq and is a predicted model, not a curated record.
AGGCACGCAGAGGGCAGCUAAAUCUCGCAGCCGUAUAUUUUGGGGUCCUUCAGCGUCAGACUGCUGCUUUCUCUAGACAGCAUCUUCGUCGAUGGCGGAUUACGAUAACUACGAUGACCGGGACCGGGCUUACGGGAGCUUCGGAGGAGGGAGAGGACCCCGAGGCGGCGGCGGCGGAGGCCCAGGUGGACCCCGAAAGCAGAAGGAGCUCCCCACAGAGCCGCCCUACACGGCGUACGUCGGCAACCUGCCCUUCAACACAGUGCAAGGAGACAUAGACGCCAUCUUCAAAGACCUGAGCAUCAGGAGCGUUCGACUAGUGCGAGACAAAGAGACAGACAAGUUCAAAGGUUUCUGUUAUGUAGAGUUUGACGACUUGGAGUCUCUGAAAGAGGCUUUGACGUACGACGGCGCUCUGCUCGGGGACCGAUCUUUGCGGGUGGACAUCGCCGAGGGCCGAAAGCAGGAGCGUGGCGCUGGAGGCUUCGGCUUCCGGAAAGACGACAGAGGCCGUGGUGGCUCACGCGGGGCCCGAGGAGGGGGACGUGACUCCAGAGACGACUUCGACCCGUCUGGAGGAGGUGCGCCGUCUGAACCGGGAUUUAGAGAUGAUGACUUCAUGAGUGGGAGGAGUCGAGGAGGCGGUCGCCCUGGCGACAGAAGGGGCGGAGCAGGAGGAGGAGGAGGAGGCAUGGGGCGCUUCAGAGAUGGACCUCCUCGAGGAGCCCAGACAGACUUCAGAGAACCCUCUGACGAGGAAAGAGCGCAGAGACCGAGGCUACAGCUGAAGCCGCGCACCGUGGCAGCUCCCCUCAACCAGGUGGCCAACCCCAACUCGGCCAUCUUUGGGGGCGCCAAACCCAGGGAGGAGAAUUAGUAUCUGUGUCAGUGUGGCUGCAUUAUUCCGGAAGGCUAUACUGGAUUCUACUGGCUUUGAUCACCAUAAAAUCUUUCCGAGACUUCAGUGACAUGCAGGCAGGGGCACGAGGUGCUGGUCUCCUCUCGAAUCCAAACGAGCCCUCAUCCGAUUGGCUUAAAGGACGCGGAGGUGGGGGCUCUAGAAAGGGGUGGGGCUCAGUCUUAACUCCGCCUCUGCCUGUCCUCGCUGGCUCCUCCCACACGCCUCAAAGAACACAAACUUGGAGGACGGCAUCUCCAGGUUGAUUGCGUUUAAGGACUUCGACAUCUCUUUCCCUUCCCAAAGUACCUUUGUGUUUUUGAAUUUGUAGACGCGCGGACGUAAUUGCCGCCGUGUUCUUUUUAUAUUUUGCUCUUUAAAUUUCUUUGCUGUAUUUGAGGAUUAAAACGUUGAGCUUGAUUCUUAAUUAAACCAUUUCAAAGUAAAGAGCUUUUUUUUUUUUUUUUUUUUUGAGUUCUUGUUGCCUCGUCCUUACGAAAGAUUUCCCCACCCUGACCAAAUCCUGGCUCAUCCAGAGCUUUCGGGAACAAUGUGCCACAUGUUUCAUUGAUUUAGAAGAGUAUGCAUGAUAGGUUUGGUUGGUGACACUGACACGAGGGUCUACGGUCUACAGACACAUCCACAGCUUGGCUGCAGUUUAUUUCUUUCCAGAUGAGAAAACGGUAGAAACGAUGAGCCGUAACACCAUCAGUACUGCCUUUCCAUAUGAAGCUAAUUGAACAAGAAUGAACUGCUCACACAUUUCCAGACACGCCAGGCGCUGUAGUUUCAUCGAGUCUAGAGUCCUCAUGGGAAAUCUGUCGCAUCCCUUCUCUGCAUUUUACUGGAUAUAAAUGAGGAAGUUCACCUUUUUUUUUUUUCUUACUGUAUAAUAGAGGUCAGCUGGUUUUAUUUUGUUUUUACACUGUUUAUGGCAAUAAACUGUAUCAUCUUACA